This is a messenger RNA of Zopfia rhizophila CBS 207.26, 312 nucleotides long. NCBI's taxonomy places the organism in Eukaryota, Fungi, Ascomycota, Dothideomycetes, Zopfiaceae. The record is from the annotation of a GenBank genome assembly.
CAGCGUGAAGAGCUUCCUAGAUCCACUCACGUAUGCUGGCCAUGGGCAUAUCCCUACUACUUUUGUGAUCCCUGAGCGGGAUCUAACCCUCAAACCAGAGUUCCAGCAUGAGUUGGUCAGAUCGGGAAGGUCACCAUUCGGUCAGAUCAUUGCCCAAUGUUGUCGUAUCCAGAUGGGGUCGUCUAGAUUUUGGUGAAAGCUGCGGGGAUAGCUUGAGUAAGGCAGGGUUGGGAAAUGCGUUCCAUAUGCAAACGGUGUGGACGCCAAGAUGAGAGGAGAAACUGUUUCUCCUGACCGAAAUUCACUGCAAUG